Molecule: messenger RNA, 3324 nt
Organism: Ochotona curzoniae (black-lipped pika)
Lineage: Eukaryota; Metazoa; Chordata; Mammalia; Lagomorpha; Ochotonidae
Gene: NALF2
Product: NALCN channel auxiliary factor 2
Exons: 3
Coding region: 72-1487 (471 amino acids)
Biological process (GO): calcium ion import across plasma membrane
Cellular component (GO): plasma membrane
Molecular function (GO): stretch-activated, monoatomic cation-selective, calcium channel activity
Source: RefSeq, a predicted model, not a curated record
CGCCCGCCCGAGACAGCCGUCCGGCCUCGCUCCUGCCUACUCCCUCCUGCCCGGACUCCCCCCCCUGAAAUAUGUUCAGGGGCGCUUGGAUGUGGCCCGGGAAAGACGCCGCCGCGCUGACUAUCUGCUGCUGCUGCUGCUGCUGGGCUCCCAGGCCAAGCGACAAACCUUGCGCCGACUCUGAGCGGGCGCAGCGAUGGCGACUGUCCCUGGCGUCCCUGCUCUUCUUCACCGUGCUGCUCGCUGACCAUCUGUGGCUGUGCGCGGGGGCCCGGCCCCGGGCCAGGGAGCUGAGCAGCGCCAUGCGGCCGCCCUGGGGGGCCGGCCGCGAGCGGCAGCCGGUGCCGCCUCGCGCGGUGCUGCCGUUGCCGCCGUCGCCCGGCGAGGCUACAGCGUCCCUGGGCACCUGCAGCCCCCGAUACAGCAACCUGACCAAAGCCGCCCCCGUCGCCGGCCCCGGGCCGGUCUGCCCCGACGUCCCAGAACCCACGGGGCUGGACGCAGCUUGCACCAAAUUGGAAUCUUUGCAGAGACUUUUCGAACCGACUACCCCGGCCCCCCCUCUACGGCCCCCCGGCUCCCCUCCCCGGACCCGGGUCGAGUACCCCCCCGCCAAAAAAAACUUGCUCAAAGGCCACUUUCGGAACUUCACUCUCUCCUUUUGCGACACCUACACGGUUUGGGACUUGCUGCUGGGCAUGGACCGUCCCGACAGCCUGGACUGCAGUCUGGACACCCUGCUGGGGGACCUGCUGGCCGUGGUGGCCAGCCCGGGCUCCGGGGCCUGGGAGGUAUGUAGCAACUGUAUUGAGGCGUACCAGCGGCUGGACCGACAUGCUCAGGAAAAAUAUGAUGAGUUCGACCUCGUGCUGCAUAAAUACUUACAGGCGGAAGAGUAUUCAAUCCGGUCGUGCACGAAAGGCUGUAAGGCUGUCUACAAGGCCUGGCUGUGUUCAGAAUACUUCAGCGUGACCCAGCAGGAAUGUGAGCGCUGGGUGCCCUGCAAACAGUACUGCCUGGAGGUUCAGACCCGGUGCCCCUUUAUCCUCCCUGACAAUGAAGAAAUGGUGUAUGGAGGACUCCCUGGAUUUAUCUGUACAGGGUUGCUGGAUACUUCACCAAAGCGGCCAGAAACCAAGUGCUGUGACGUGCAGUGGGUCUCCUGUGAAUCAGAAAAAAAGAAGUUCAAGGAGCCUGAGGCCCCCAAAACCCACCACCAGCAAUUCCAUCACUCCUAUUUCCACCACUACCACCACCAGUACCACCACUACCACCCCCGCCAUGAACCUUCGGGCCGCGUGAGCCCCAAGCCCUCCCUGCUGACAGUCUCCGGAGGCUCACGCCUCAGCCCCAGCAGGAUCCGGCUCUGUGUCCUUGUGCUCAUGCUCCUCCAUACCAUGGUGUCCUUCUCCAGCAACCAGGGUGGUGGGGGCCUAGGCUUGGAGACACUGCCUGCCCUUGAGGAGGGCCUCACACAGGAAGAGUGACAGUAUGGAGGGAGGACAGAUCUCCACCACACACUGGCAUCAGCUCCAGCGCCCCCCAGGUGGAGGGGAGGGGGCUCCUCUCAUGGGGGAAUGUAGGACUUGGUGGGGGAGCUGGGAGGGGGGACAGAAGAGGGAACCACGCAUCCCUCCCAGUCUACCCCCCCAACCAAAAAAUAGCUCCAACACAAUGGCCAGAGGGGCCCAGGGAGCUGCAAAACUCAUCCAGGAGAAAAAGGCAGGAGCAGCAGCAGGUGCCCCCUCCCAAGCCCCCAUCUAUGGGGCUUAGCAAAAAAUAAAUAAAUAAAUAAAACAAAACAAAAAAGGGAGGGGGAGCAGGGGCUGGAAAUAUCCACCGCUGCUGAGAGUCCUGAUGCCAGGGAAGGAGGCUGGUCUCUCAGCCUCAGCCCUGCAGGGAAUGUUGGGGGGGGGGGGCACAGAGGGGAGAAGCUCUUUCCCCCCUCUGCAUUCCUUUUGUUGCCAAGAUCCUUAAUUCCCUCCUGCCCAUAUCCCAACAGGCGACGGCAGACAGUGCAAUGGCCCUCCUGCCACUCCAGCGCACCUUGGCCCACGUGGGGCCACUGCAGGUGAAGCCCCAGGUUGGGUGUGGAGGUGCGCAGUUACAGCUUAGUCUGGGGCCUCAGCUAAGCCCUAUCCCAGCAUCCUAGGCAUUGAGGGAUAAAACUGAGGCACAAAAUGAAUGGUAAAAGAAAGUAAAGCUCGGGAAGGGGAAGAACAAAGUAGAGAUGUGGAUGUAGUGCUGGGAGAGGUUGGCACGUGGGUCAGGGCUGCCUGGCAUUGAGGAGGUGAAUUAGUGUUGAGUCAGGAUCAAGAACUGCUCUCCGAAUCCGAGCAUUGUGCAAGGCUGUCUCUGGGGAAAGAGCACAGGAACUGAGUUGCUGGGCCUCAGAACAGAAGGCUGAGGGCACACGGUUGGACUGCCGCUGUCUGAAGGGCCAUAUCUUACAGAAGGUGCACAUACUCCCAAGGGCCGCUCUUGCCCUGGAGAUCUUGGCCUUGGGGCCAAAGACCUUUCCAUUUCCAAUCUCUGUGGGGAGGAGGGACUUAAGCCCAAGUGGGUCAGGCCUGGCCUGGGUCCUCAUACUCCCUUAUGUUGUCCUAGCCCAGGCCUCCAUGAAGGAGAACCUGGUGGCACUCCCCAGAGUUCUCCAGAGAUGAGCCUCCCCUAUCCCUAUCCUGUCCCCUUUCCCAGCCUACCAAAGAGUAUUCAUCCCUUCCCAUCCUUGACCCCAUGGGUUACUACCCCAAUUGUGGAACAGACUCCUUCCUACCCUGUAGUGGAUCCCUUGCUCCAGUCACCCCUGCCCUUUCCUGGAGGAAGUCCAGAGACUGGCAGGAGGACCUUUUGCCUAGAGAUAAUGUGUUGUCACCCCUCAGCUGGAAGACUUGAACCAUGCAGUUAGGUUGGCGGACUGAGUGAGGAGCAGCAUCGAGAGCCUCUUGGGUGUCAUCAGCCUGGCACUGGUCAGCUGGCAACGGGAGACCACAUUGCUGAGGACGAGGGUGAGUCAGGGAGGGAGCCAGAACUAGUUCCCAGGAAGCUGCCAGGGGCACAUAGGCAUGGGCCUUUCUAGCAUUUGAUGCUAGUGAGUGAAUGCAGGGCAGGGAGACUCGGGCAGAGGAGUAGGAGAGCGGACCACGAGCUGCAUGACAGUGAAGUCAGGAAGGGGACCCCAGGAGAAGAGAGAGCUGACCUUGAUUGACUUAGUAAUGAAUGGGAGGCCUCCCUAGAGAAGAAGAAAUUGCUCAAAGGACCUUGGUUAGGUCCCAGAUAGAGUCCACAAGACGGGGGACGUCCUUCCCUGCCAGUUUUCUCAGU